This is a messenger RNA of Sceloporus undulatus (fence lizard), 4981 nucleotides long. RefSeq names its product tetratricopeptide repeat domain 39B (gene TTC39B). Gene Ontology annotation, molecular function: protein binding. Lineage: Eukaryota; Metazoa; Chordata; Lepidosauria; Squamata; Phrynosomatidae. The record is from RefSeq and is a predicted model, not a curated record.
AUGUAUCCUGCCUUAGGAUAUAGUACUAUUUUAGUCAUGCAGGCUGAGACAUUUGAGCAACAGGACAUCCAAAUGGGAAUUGCUACAAUGAAAGAAGCAUUACAGACUUGCCAAAAAUUUAGGAAAAGAAACACAGUGGUAGAAUCACUGUCCAGCUUAGUUUCAAAACAGUCUGUAGAUCAGCUGAGUGAAGAGGAAAUGCAUGCAGAAAUCUGUUAUGCUGAAUGUUUACUACAGAAAGCAGCACUGACAUUUGUACAGGAUGAAAAUAUGAUCAACUUCAUCAAGGGUGGCCUCAAAAUCAGAACAAGUUACCAAAUAUACAAAGAAUGUCAUCAAGUUCUCCAGAUGACCCAAGACAGCAAAAGCAAGAAUGAAAUCUACCACCAGUUUGAAGGGGGUGUGCAACUAGGAAUUGGAGCAUUCAAUUUGAUGCUGUCCCUUUUACCAGGAAGAAUUCUCCGGCUUCUAGAAUUUAUUGGAUUUUCAGGCAAUAGGGAGCUAGGCCUCCAGCAGUUACGGGAAGGAGCUUCUGGUGCCACCCUGCGGGCCAUUCUGUGUACUUUCACCUUGCUGCUGUACCACACUUAUGUUUCAUUAAUUCUUGGAACAGGAGAAGCCAAUCUUUUAGAAGCUGAAAUGCUUCUACAGCCUUACCUCCAGAAAUUUCCAAAGGGUGCCAUCAUUCUAUUUUAUGAUGCCAGAAUAGACAUACUGAAAGGAAAUUUUGAAAAGGCUCAGGUAACAUUCCAGGAAUGCAUUAAAGCGCAGCAAGAGUGGAGACAGAUCCAUCACCUUUGCUACUGGGAGCUGAUGUGGUGCUACUCCUUUCAGCAGAAUUGGCUUCAAGCAUAUCGGUAUGCAGAUCUGCUUUGCAAAGAAAGCAGGUGGUCAAAGGCAAUAUAUGUGUUCCAGAAGGCUGCCAUUCUGUGCAUGCUUCCAGAUUCUGAUGUAAAAACAACAGGCGAAGACAUUGUAGCUUUGUUUAGACAAGUAGAAGGUUUAAAGCAGAGAAUUGCAGGAAAAUCUAUCCCAACAGAAAAGUUUGCUGUGAGGAAGGCUCGACGUUACGGGGGUGCUCAGCCUGUGAAGCUAAUAGUACCUGCUCUGGAAAUGAUGUAUGUUUGGAAUGGCUUUUCAAUUGUUGGCAAGAGGACUGAUCUCACUGAAAAUUUGUUAGUAACAAUUGAAAAAGAAGAAACCAGUUUAAAAAAUGAAACUAAUCACAAUGAAUACUACAUGGAUGACAUCUGUCUACUGCAACUGCUAAAAGGGCUGUGUUUGAAACAUUUAGGAAGACUCUUGCAAGCAGAGCUCUGCUUCAAUCAAGUUAUUCAAAGUGAAAAGCAGCUGAAAUAUGAUAAUUACCUAGUUCCAUAUACAAUGUAUGAACUGGGUCUUCUGUACAAACAACAAGAUGAAAGAGAAAAAGCAAUAAGAUUUAUAGAAGCUGCAAAAAACAAUUAUAAGGAAUAUUCUAUGGAAUCCAGGUUACACUUCAGAAUCCACGCAGCACUUAACAGUAUGAAAGUAACUCCUGCCCCAACGCCUUGAUGUUAUCCGAGAGUGAUACUUAACUUAAGUGUCUAUAUGUUAUUCUUGGAAAUGUUACAAAAAUCAUGUAAAUGGUGUAACAAAAAAGAUGUAGUUUAUAUUUUCUAUCAUUUGUGAUAUGUAAAUGUUUGUCAUCCUUUUGAGCAAUUCUUUUUUCUAUGGUGCACUUCCAUAUCUCUGCUUGACAUUUUAGAAGAAGACAUUAUAUUUUGUUUAUAAAAGGAUUUAUUUCAUGAUUGACAUGAAAGGGAAGUGUUUAAAAACAUUGCUGGUGCAAUAAAGAGUAAUUCAAACACUUUAUUUUUUUAUGAGAAGACUAAUAUUGUUUAUGCAUGAAAUUGUGUGAUGACUGUAUUCAUAGUUUCACCAUUUAAUGAAAGCUUGAAUUUAUGCAAUACCUUUAUUAUAAAUUAGGACUUUUAAUAAGUUGGCUGCUGGUAGCCGUAGUUGUGUUGUCUGCAUUUGAAGCUUAGAUUUACACACCAAAGAUUGGAUUUUUCAUAUUAUAGCCAAAAAGAAUGAAUGGCUAAAAGUCAUUUCAUGAAUGUUAGCUUAAAGUCAGUGCAAUAUAUUAACAAUAUACAUUUGAACAAAAGUAAGGUAAGACAGUUUUUUGCCCCAUAAAGGUGUUUUCAAGAUACAUCAGAUUUUUUUUUAAAAAAACUACUAAAUAGCAGUAGUAAUUCAGUUGUUUGCCCUGCUAUAUGUAUUUAAUUUAUUGGUGUAAAUAUAUAUCUUAUCUUCUAGGGGUCUAAUCAGGGCCAUUUGGUUUCUACUUCCAAAAGUCAGUAGGUUUGAUAUUCCUUCUCUUGUACACUUUCAAAAUUCCUGUACACUGAAAUUCCAGUUUAUGAAUAUUUGUGAAGAGGACUUAUACCCAAAAAGUGUACUUGUAUUAUGAUAGAAAAGCAUUUUUAGCACAGUGGGAUUAUAACAUACAGUCGACCCUCUGUUUUCAUGGGCAAUCCGUUCUGGACCUCCCCAUGAAAACAGAGACUCACAUGUAUUCAAGCCCCAUAGGCUUGAAUGGGGCGCGCACCUCAUUGACGAUAACGGAGGUCACUCUUCCAUGAGUAAUCAAGAACACAGAUCCCAAGUCUGCGAGAAAGGAUGGGCAACUGUAUUGAAACAAUCUAAGUACAACCAUGCUAUGUGCAUAAUUUUUUUUUAUUCUGUUGAACCUUCAGACAGAUGCACAUUUCUGAAGGCAUGCAUAUACCAGCUCAUUAAUAAAUAACAAUAAAAUAGUUUAUGGGGAACCCUGACUCAUGCGUAGUGCUUAAUUGCACCUGCUGAAAACACAAAAAGCUAAACAAACAGCAGACCUUUCAUCUUUGUUGUUAUAUGCAUACUGGGACCUCUGACUUGUCUCUGCCUCAACAAGCCACCAUGAUAAGUAUUUGCACCUUACGAUGACUGUAACAUGUCUAAGGGAAAACAAGCAAGAAUUCGUACAUUACAAUAAAAAGAGAUGAAGGAUAUACAGUUUGUUUAGACAGGUGAAAAUAUGAAUAGCCAAGCAAUAUGAAGUUGCUUGUUGGAACCUUCACAGUAAGCCAGAUGCUUCAAAAUACUGUAGAAAGUAAGAAUCCCUUCUGUUACUUAAGGACCAAAUCUAUUCCCUGUGAAUGUUUUCUUAGUUUCAUAGUUUUCAUAUGUUUCCAUAGCUUCAAUAUGCAUUUACAGUACAUAGUGCUAUUAUUAUUAUAAUUUGAGGUUAUGAUUUUCUGUUGCUGUUAGGCACUUGCUGUGAAUUAUGUGGUGCUAAACUAAUGGAAAACUUGGGGCACUAUACGUUUUUUUUUAAAUUAAUAAUUUUAAUAUAAUUGAUUAUCACAUGCUAAUGGAUACUGGACAAAGAUACAUAUUCAUAAGCAGCAGUAAUAGGGAUAAAAUAUAUUCAGUAUUUCUUAGUACAGUUUUUCAGACUUACAAAUGGGGAUUUUGACUAGUAGAUUGUUGAUGGUUAUGCCCGACAACCUUCUUCUGUUUCUCACUAUGUUUUAUUCUGCUGUACCUUUCACCAUGUAUUCUUUUCCAACUGUUGGCACGCUCUAUGUGUGAGGAGGAAUUUUUCUCUCAGCAUUAUAAGAUCACUGUAACAGAAUAUCAAGGAGGAGGUCUGCCUUGUUAAAUUCAAAGGAAGUACGUUUGUGCCAAGCUGAGAGGACAUGGUACCCAUCGUUUUUCCAGAUAUGUUAAUUUUCUUGUCUAUGAAAGCCCAUUUGUUACCAAUAAAUUCAGGCACAUGUAGCUUUUUGCUUUUAGUUCUUUCGCUAGGAUGCAUGUUCAGCACAUUAUUUAAGUUCCAAUAUGAGCUUGCGGAUAAGGAGUUCUGAUACUGAAAGUUUCUCCUGUUUGCUACCUGGUGACUGUUUAAAUCUUGUUUUUUAAAUACCUAGGCCACAGGCAUUUUUGAGCUAUCGUUGCAAAUUUAAAAAAAAUAAUGUACCCAAGUUUGCAUGUACAUGACUUCUUUAAUGGUACUGAAUUAUUUGAUACAUACUGACAAUAACAUGGUUAACAUAUGGGAUCACUUCUAGAUUUAAAUGAUUGUGAUAUUAAAUAUAGGAAGACAGUUACUCACUAUGCUUAAGACAAUCUCGCUCCUAGUUAUACUUUUACAUUGAAAUUAUUACAUCACUUAUAUCCUUAUGCUGUAGCUUUAAAUAUUGAUUCUUUUAAUGACAUUUAGCUUCAAUAUAUAUUCACACACAGCAUUGUGCUUUUAUUAACUGAUAAUGGUUUCCACCUUGUAAUAGAAAUCUUAAUGAGAAAUGAUAAUGUUAAUGAAAGAUGAUAUGUUAUAUAGAAAAGGUGUUACUAAAGGAUUUCAUUUGUAUACAUUGUCAUGGUUAUGAUUGCCAGCUGUCUUGUAUCUUUAUCAAGAACAGAGAAUAAUAUGAUAAAUAGAUUUAGAGCAUUUUGCCAGGUGUUUUGCAAUGUUUGACAGCUAUAUCCUAUACCAGGAACAAAAUCGUUCUCGAAAUCUGUUUUUAAUACUAGACUUGACUGUGAAUGUAGUUUUUGUUCUCCUACUGCCUAGUUCAAAAAUUAGUUGUAUUUGUAUUAGCUACUAUUUUUACUGUCUUGAUUGCAUUUUAUUCCACCAAACUGUCUAAGAGGGGAUUCAUUUUACCAGGCUAUCUUUAAAAGAAAUGACAUAGACAAGUAGCCUAAUCUGUACAUAGUUGGUUGGGAGGAAGUCUGGCUUGGGUUCAGUGGAACUUACAUGCAAGUAACUGUGCAUAGGAUUUCAGCUUUAAUGUGCUGAUUACAGUGUAGCACAAGAUUUGUAAUUCUGUAACUGAGCAGAAUUUGGACAGAGAUGAUAGCCAUAUCUUGGUAUGAAUUUGUCACAGAGUUCUGUUCAUUUGUCUUCCUGUGAUAGGAAGAGCAACAAAAUAAAAAUGUGCAUUUAAAAGAA